UAUUAUUAUUAUUAUUAUGAUUAUUAAUUUUCAAUUUUUUUUUCUUGUACUGCUUCGUUUGUUCUCUCUCCGAUUCUUCACACUGGAGAUUACAGAGCUUUGAAGAUCCAAACAAUGCUUUAAGAUCUCUAUGUAAAUGGGGGGGCUUUUUUAGGGGGUUUUUGUAGUGCGUAGUUUUGAGGCCUUCGAUUUCUGCAAUUUUCCUUGAAAUCGAUUUGGUUUUUGGUUUUUUGGUUUUAGAUUUUGUUUCUGCGCUAGAGUUUGGAAAUUUAGGGUUUCUGGGGUGGGAUUUGGGUGAAAAGUUUUGGGUUUGGUUCGGAUCAAAGCUGGAAUUAGGACAACUUUUUGGGGGGAGGUUUGGGGAUUUUUGCGGAUUUGUUUUUGGUUGAAUUUGGUGGGUUUUGAUUUGUGGAAGUUUGGGUCAAAUUAUUGAUCAGAGGAAGCUGAGAUUGACGGUUUUACGAUUCAUAGUGGUGGAUUUUGUGUUGAAUUAGAGGGUCCUUUUUUUUUUUUUUUGUGGAUUGUUGUAAGUGUUGUGUUGCUCAACCUUGUUGUUUUGGGGUUGAGGAUUUGGUUGUGUGAAAUUUAGGGUUUUGGGGUGUGGAUUGAUCUGGUGGGCUUGCAUGUGUAAUUCUUAAGGGGUCCUCUGCUGUCUUGUGGAGGAUCCCUGUUGAAAGGUUCCUGAAAAUCGCGGUUCAGCUGUGGUUCUUUGAAGGUUAUGUGAAAAUUUGAGGAGAAAUGUUGUUGUUUUCUAAGUGGACUUUGUUAGGGUGAAUCAUAUAGUGGUUUGAAUUGGGUUGUGGUGGCUUUUAUAUUGAGUAAAUAAGGGCGGAGAUUGGGUUCUGAGGAUUGGUUUUGUGCAUUUUGUUUAAUCUUGUUGAAAUGUUUGUUUCUGGCGCGGAAUCUGGACACGAAAAUAGUGCAAUUCCAGGAACGGUUUUAAUCCCUACCCGGUUUGUGUGGCCUUAUGGGGGAAGAAGGGUGCUUCUCAGUGGCUCCUUUACAAGGUGGUCAGAGCACAUACCUAUGUCUCCUAUUGAGGGUUGCCCUACUGUGUUUCAAGUUAUUUGGAGCUUGGCGCCGGGUUAUCACCAGUACAAGUUUUUUGUUGAUGGAGAAUGGCGGCAUGAUGAGCAUCAACCUUUUGUAAGUGGGAAUUAUGGGGUAGUGAACACGAUCUUCUUACCUAGGGAACCUGAUGUGGUUCCUGCAGUUUUUAGUCCAGAUACACCUGGCGGAUCUAACAUGGAUUUGGACAAUGAUCCUUUUCCUCGUGGGGAGGUAAUUCCUAGGAUAUCAGAGGCAGAUUUAGAGGUCUCUCGCCAUCGUGUAUCUGAGUUCUUGUCUACACAUAUUGCUUAUGAGUUGCUCCCUGAAUCGGGCAAGGUCAUUGCCUUGGACGUUAAUUUACCUGUGAAACAAGCAUUUCAUACUCUCUAUGAACAGGGAAUUCCUGUGGCUCCUCUCUGGGAUUUUUGCAAGGGUCAGUUUGUUGGAGUGCUUAGUGCAUUAGACUUUAUAUUAAUUCUGAGAGAGCUUGGAAACCAUGGAUCAAAUUUAACAGAGGAAGAGCUUGAGACACAUACUAUCUCAGCUUGGAAAGAGGGAAAAUUACAUCUCAGACAAAUUGAUGGCAGUGGGAGACUGUGCCCUAGACAUCUCGUCCAUGCUGGGCCUUAUGAUUCUUUGAAAGAUGUCACUUUGAAAAUUUUGCAAAACAAGGUCGCCACGGUUCCCAUCAUCCAUUCUGCUUCUCAGGAUGGUUCAUUUCCACAGCUACUACAUCUUGCUUCUCUGUCUGGAAUACUAAAAUGUAUUUGCAGGCAUUUUAGACAUUCUUCUAGUUCCUUGCCUAUUCUUCAACAACCAAUCUGUUCAAUUCCUGUAGGCACAUGGGUUCCAAAGAUUGGGGAAUCAAAUGGACAGCCGUUUGCAAUGUUGAGACCAAAUGCCUCUCUUGGUGCUGCCUUGUCUUUGUUAGUCCAAGCUGAAGUUAGUUCAAUACCAAUAGUGGAUGAUAAUGAUUCAUUGCUGGAUAUAUAUUCACGGAGUGAUAUCACUGCUUUGGCAAAAGACAGGGCAUAUGCACAGAUUCACCUUGAUAACAUGAGUAUUCAUCAGGCACUGCAACUGGGACAAGAUGCAAAUUCUCCUUAUGGUUUCAUCAGUGGGCAGAGAUGUCAAAUGUGUUUGCGAUCUGAUCCCUUGCAUAAAGUGAUGGAGCGGUUGGCAAAUCCUGGGGUUAGAAGACUUGUGAUUGUGGAGGCCGGCAGCAAGCGUGUGGAAGGAGUUAUUUCAUUGAGUGAUGUGUUCAGGUUUCUGCUUGGUUAGCUGCAACAGUUGUCACCAUUUCGCAUCAAGGGACUUGUGCGGUGGCUUUGGAGAAAUACCCAUUUGUUUCAUUGACACUUUUUUUCUCUCUGCCAAUGCGUCUCCCUUGCACGGUGAAUAGUUUGUUCUUCUGAGUCUUGGUUGGAUGGGGCUCGUGCUUUCCGGCCUCGUUCUUAUUAGGAUACAAAUUUAAGAGAGAAAAAUUUGUAAAUUGAGAUGACUCAAUUUUUUUCCCAUCAUCUUUAUAACCUAAUUAUUAUCAACUCAAAAGCGCCAUUGGCAGGCCUGCCAUGUUUAUGCCUCCUGCUAACAGAAAACCAGCCAAAAUGGGACUGUCAAAUGCACCCCAUGCUGUUGGUGGUUGUACGUAAAAAAAAACAGAAAAAAGGGUUGAUAGUUCAAAUUUUA
This is a messenger RNA of Vitis vinifera (wine grape), 2739 nucleotides long. Its product is annotated as sucrose nonfermenting 4-like protein. NCBI's taxonomy places the organism in Eukaryota, Viridiplantae, Streptophyta, Magnoliopsida, Vitales, Vitaceae. The coding region runs from base 883 to 2331 and encodes 482 amino acids. The record is from RefSeq and is a predicted model, not a curated record. The transcript is spliced from 13 exons.